Cannabis sativa is the source of this 1353-nucleotide messenger RNA. RefSeq lists its product as uncharacterized. The transcript is spliced from 2 exons. The record is from RefSeq and is a predicted model, not a curated record. Lineage: Eukaryota; Viridiplantae; Streptophyta; Magnoliopsida; Rosales; Cannabaceae. The coding region runs from base 1 to 1353 and encodes 450 amino acids.
AUGGCUGUUGCUAGGAUUAGAAAUUUGGAUGACAGCAAGCAACUUACAGCCCUUCAGGCGGGGAUCUCCACUAAUCCAUUAACAGUGGGGGGCGAGUUGUGUGAUGAUUUACAAGGACAUCCGACAAGCUCAGGAGGUAAACCCAGCAAUGUUUCAACAGGAACUGCUUCCUCGAGAAUUGAUAACUCGGGGGCUUCUGGUCUGAAAAGAAAGGAUAGAAUUAAGGAACCGUCGAAGGAUAGAAAGAAACAAAAGAAGCAUGACAAAUACGUGCCAGUGUAUACUAUUUACACCGAGCUUAAUGAAACUCGAGAAAAUAUUUACCUCGCACAUGAGGAGAAGGUAGCCUUCGGUAAACCUGAGCCUAUGAGGAAUUCGAGGAGGAAAAUAGAUCCUAACAAAUAUUGUAAAUUCCAUAAAGAUAUUGGGCAUACGACCGGCAAAUUUUGCCAAUUAAAAGAUGAGAUAGAAAGUCUCAUCGCUCGAGGCCAUCUCAAACAAUAUGUGAAAAGACAGGGCCAGGGAUACAACCAGCCCAGUCAGCCUAAUAACCCAAACAAGCGGGGGUUACAACCUAUUCCUGUGGAAGGAGAAGACAUCUUGGUUAUUUCGGGAGGGUCGCAUAUCGCAGGGGAAAGCAAUAACGCUCAGAAAAGAUAUGUGAAGGAGAUAAAGAAGGAGCAGUCAGUCUUUGCCCCAGAACCUUCCAAGAAGGUGAAAACCAAGCAACCCCCCAUUACAUUCACAGAGGAAGACGAGAAGAAUGUGAGAUAUCCUCACGUCGAUCCGCUGGUCAUAACCAUUCAACUCGCCAAUAAGAGGAUCAAGAGAGUGUUAGUAGACAGUGGGAGCUCGGUAAAUAUCAUUUAUGAGGAGACUCUAAAGAAAAUGGGGCUCGAAAAAAAGGCCAAAUUAAGACCUUGUAUGGUGAAGCUUUGCGGGUUCAUCGAACACAGCAUCGCUAGCCUUGGCAUAAUCGAGCUCACAUUAACUUUAGGCGAGGCACCUUUAACUGCUACUAUUAUGGAAGACUUCUUGGUUGUCGACCUGCCCUCAGCUUUCAACAUAUUGUUGGGUCGUUCAGCACUGAUCGUACUAUGGGCAGUCAGUUCGAUCAAGCACCUAUCUUUAAAAUUCCAAACACCAGAUGGCAUGGGAGUGGUGUGUGGUGACCAGGUGUUGGCUCCCAAUUGCUAUCGCAUAGAGUUGCAGCAUAGAAAGGUCGGUCAUCAGUUAGUGGCAAUCUUGGCAGGAGAAAAAAACGAGAUGAAAGAUGAAGAUUUUAAUCCCCGAGUUCAAGAUGAAAGAAACCUGCUACAACCAAUUGAAGAAUUGGAAGAGGUUAUUUUUUGA